AUGGGGAAAGCCGGCAAAGGAACCGGUCCGAAGUCGAACCCCGGUCAGCCACGCAGCAGUCAAGGGGCCUACCACCAGCGCCACGACAUUUUGACACAAAACAAGGCAUCAUCUGAUCCCAUAGAGACUGCUGCUCUGGGAAGACCAUUCCGUCUCGGAAUGCUGUAUGACUGUCGCACAGAUGCUCUUAUUCCAGGUAUAACAUUGUGGAAUCAUGAUGAGCUGCAGAGGAAUAUUGAUGAAACCCAGCAACACAAUUCAGAAUUCAACAUCACAGCAUCAGACUCAGUUGAUGAGAAGUCAAAUUCAUUAAAAGUAUCUGGAUCUCUGAAACUAAGUCUCCUUGGAGGACUAGUGAAUGUGGCAGGAUCAGCUAAAUAUUUCCAAGAUAGAAAGAAAUCUCUUAGACAACAGCGACUCACUCUUCAGUACAAAACAACAACAAAACAUGAAACGCUAACAAUGUCUCACUGGGGUCGUGGUGAAGUAUCCCGUCCCAACGUGUUUGAGGAUGACACCGCCACACAUGUUGUCACAGCCAUCUUGUACGGGGCCAGUGCUUACUUUGUGUUUGACAGAGAAUUAUCUAACCAUGAAGACAAGAAAGAAGUAGAGGGGGAAGCUGAAAUCAUGAUGGAAAAACUGAAAUUCCUUAAAGUAAAUGCAGAGGCAUCUUUUAACAUGGAUGAAAAAGAGAAAUCAGCAGUGGAAAAAUUCAGCUGCACAUAUCAUGGAGACUUCCAGCUACCCAGCAACCCGUCAUCCUUCAUUGAGGCUGUGGAUGUUUACAGACAACUGCCAACACUGCUUGGGGAGAAUGGAGAGCAUGCUGUUCCAGUCAGAGUGUGGCUGUACCCUCUGGUGAAGCUGGACUCUAAGGCUGCAAGACUACAAAGGGACAUCAGCAACAAACUGAUCACAUACUCUGCAGGAGUCAUAGAGGACUUAAACAUGAUGGAGAUGAGAUGCAAUGACCUGGUUGAGGACACAGCAGCGACAACUUUCUCUGCCAUGGAGAAGAAGCUGAGGACUUUCAUGCAAAACUGCCGUCACUACAAGUUGGAGUUUGUGCAGAAGCUCGGUUCAGUUCUCCCCUCUAUCCGAGGGGGUAGACAAGAGGAGAGUGCCCUUGAAGACAUCCUUAAGGCUCAUGGGAAGUCUCCUUUCAACAGCAAAGAUCUAGAUCAGUGGUUGACCAUGAAGGGAAAAGAAUCUGACACAAUUAGGUCCUUCAUCAAGCAGAUGGAGAAACUAGGUGUUAAUCUGGAUGACAACUUGGAUGAUCUUUUAUCUGAUUUAGACAUCACAAACAUUGUUAGCUUUUCCUUUACCUCUUUAGACCAACCUGAUAGCAGCCUCAUGAAACAAUCCCAUCUGCUUACUCCAGUAGGAAUGAUGAGUGAAAGUCCAGAGUCUGAUGUUCUACAGAACAAGACCACAGAGUGGCUCUCUGCUGAUACCAGACAAAGCAUGAGGAGACAGUUACAACUGUUUGAUCAGUUGAAGAAGCAGACCAAUAGUGAAGACACCACAUUCAUUGUGUCAUCCAAAUACGAUGAACGUUACCCUGGAGCCUGUAUAUUCAUAUAUGAAGAUGGGAGUGAUGAGCCUGUCCCCUUCAUUCCUCCAUCCAAACCUGACACUCCAACCACGUCUGAUGUUUCAUAUGACAGAUUCACAGUUGGGAUAUCAGACCCAGAUUCUGCCACUGCAGAGUAUCGAGUAGAGUUCAGAAAGAGGAAGGAGACUGAUUGGACAUCUCACCCUGUGCAGAAGAACGUGAAAAUGAUAACUCUGUCAGGACUGGAGCUAGACACUAAAUAUGAGAUCAGAGCCACAGCUGUGGGUAAACUUGGAUAUGUCGUCAGCAGUGAAAUUGUAACUGUUGUGACUGCUAAACCUACUUCUAGCCCACCAACCAAUUUGAGAGUGAAGGAAGUGAAGGGAAACUCCAUCACCUUGACCUGGUCAAUUCCAGAACAAUGUGAACCUGUAAAGCAGUACAUCAUAGAGUAUAAGGUGGAAAACAGCAGUGACUGGCAGAGAGAAGAAACCAAAACAGAGGUGUACACAUUUACUCUGAAGAACCUGGAACCGAAUACAACCUUCUCCAUUAGGAUGUACACAGAUGCUGCUAACGGUGUAAGCAAACCUGGUGAAGAGAUUAAGAUCAAAACCAGGAAAGGACCACUGGAUACAAAAAGGUUUACUCCCCUCUCAGGUACUCCAAAAGCAUAUCUGCUGAAAAUGACAAAAUCUUUAUCACAUCGGUUCAACAAGAAGGUGUUCGGGGAAGCAUCAUCCCAUAACCCUACAAACAAAACCAUCAUGCUUGUUGGUGCCACUGGAUCUGGCAAAACAACCCUCAUCAAUGGCAUGAUCAACUAUGUACUAGCAGUUGACUGGGUGGACAACUGGAGAUUUAAACUGAUUGAUGAAGAAACCAACAAAUCACAAGCACACAGUCAGACUUCAGAGGUGACAGCCUAUCAGAUUCACUGCACAGAUGAAUUCCAAGUUCCGUACUCCCUCACAAUCAUCGACACCCCAGGGUUUGGAGACACCAGAGGAAUCAAACAAGACAAGGAGAUUACAGAAAAAAUCAGAGAGUUUUUCAAUAAGAAGGGUGGAAUUGAUGCAAUUGAUGCAGUAUGUUUCGUAGUGCAGUCUGCUUUAGCUCGUCUGACGCACACACAGCGGUACAUAUUUCAGGCAAUCCUCUCUGUGUUUGGGAAGGACAUCUCCAACAACAUCAUCACUCUGGUCACCUUUGCUGAUGGCAAAAGUCCUCCAGUACUGGAAGCCAUCACAGAAGCCAAGAUUCCAUGUGCCGCACAAGCUGAUGGGACACCUGUCCAUUUCAAGUUUAACAAUUCUGUUCUUUUUGCCGACAACACCGGAUGCAGCGGUGGUGAGGACUUUGAUUACAUGUUCUGGAAAAUGGGAAAGGCCAGCAUGAACAAAUUCUUUACACAUCUUGGAACGAUGGAAACUCAGAGUCUGACCCUGACGAAGCAAGUUCUUCAAGAGCGUAAACAGCUGGAGGUAACUGUCCAGGGAGUGCAGCCACUCCUCCGGAAGUGUUUGUCAACCAUGGAGGUACUGAGAACAACAAGGGCUGAAUUGGACAAACACAAGAGUGAAAUUAAUGAAAACAAGGACUUUGAAUAUGAGGUAGAAGUUGAGAAACCUCUCAAGAUUGAUAUUUCAUCAGGAACUUUUAUCACCAACUGCCUUGGAUGCAACUACACCUGCCACUACCCUUGUCAUAUACCGAAGGAUGAUGACAAGGAAGGGUGUUAUGCAAUGACAGAUGGAAAUUGCAGAGUGUGCCCAGGGAGAUGUGUGUGGAGUGUUCAUUUUAACAUGAGGUACAGAUGGGACAUCAAACGUGUGAAGGAGAAGAGGACAUACAAUGAGCUGAAGAGUAAAUAUGUGAAAGCAGUGGGAGAGAAGAUGAAUGCAGAGGAAAUAAUUGCAAAGUUAGAAGAGGAAUAUCACCAAGUCCAAGAAAAGAUUGUAAAAAUGAUGGGAAAUCUAACUAAAUGCCUGAUGCGUCUGAAAGAGAUCGCACUUCGUCCAGAUCCUUUGUCUAUCCCAGACUAUAUUGACUUGCUGAUAGAGUCAGAGAAACAGGAGGCCAGACCUGGAUAUCUGCAGCGGAUCAAAGAGUUACAUGAGGUGAGAAACAGAGCUGUUCUAAUCCAAGUGGCAGAGAUCUCAGUACAGAAGAGCAAACGACAUACCAGAAGUUGACAUCAUUUGAAGGGGGUAUCAAGGUAUCAUUUUAAAUUUAACAACUCUGUGCUUUAUGCCAAUAACAAACGGGAGAAGAGCGAUGAGACUGACUUUGAUUUCAUGGUCUCGAAAAAAUGAAAGCCCUGACAAAGCCCUGAGUCUGAUCCUGACAAAAGAAAUCCUUAAAGAACGCAAAGAGCUUGGCACAACUGUUGAUGGAUUGCAGCCGCUCAUCCGAAGGGGUUUGUCAACCAUGGAGGAAAUAACAAUGACGCAAGCUAUAUUGGACAAAAACAAGAUUCAAAUUGAAGCAAACAAGGACUUUGAAUGUGAAGUAGAAAUAGAGAAAUCUGAUAAGAUUCAUAUUCCAACAGGAACUUUAAGCACCAACUGUGAUAAAUGCAACUUCACCUGCCACUACCCGUGCCUGGUAAUUACUGAUGGUGAUGAAAAAUGCUGUGAUAUAAUGUCAGAUGAUGGACAAUGCAAUGUGUGUCCGGGGAAAUGUGCAUUGAGUUCUCAUUCCAACGUGACCUACAGAUGGGAGAUAAAGCGUGUGAGAGAGAGGAGGACAUAUGAGGAGCUGAAGAGUAGAUUUGAAGCAGCACUUGGAGAGAAGAUGAGUAAAGAGAAAAUGAUGAUACAGUUAGAACUGGAAAGUCGUCAGGUUAUAGAGAUGAUGGAAACUGUAACUACUUGUCUGCAACGUCUGAAAGAGAUCGCACUUAGGCCAGAUCCUCUGGCGAUUCUAGACUACAUUGACCUGAUGAUACAGUCAGAGAAACAGGAGGCCAAGCCUGGAUACAAGCAGCGCAUCAAAGCAUUAAAGGAAGUUAAAAAAAAGUGCUGUUAUUUUGAAAAAAGUGAGAGACAACACUGAUCUCAGUGGAGAAGAACAAUCAAAAUUCCACAUGAUAAAGUCAAAAGCCAAGGCGGCAUUUAAUGAUUUUCUGUGUUACUUUAAAUAACACUGUUUUGUGUUUUCCUAAUGUAGAGAGCAUUAUGGCUUGAUUUUUUUAUAAUUCAUUCUCAAUGGAAUUGAGGAAUGAAAACGUAAGCUAACGUCUAUGAUAAAGUUGGUCUCUCUUCUCUGUGUUUUGAAGUACAUCAGCAGCAGUACCAUCUUUCUGGCACGUUUGCUAAUAGCCAAAAAACAUGUUUUCACCAAACCAAUUAUGAAAUGUAUUACCUUGCAAUGCUUUAUUAGCAAAUUAUGGGAUGUAUUUUGUAUUUUAUUGAGGAGGUGGCUGUUGGUUCGACCAUGUGGUUUGAUUAUGUCUCACAGUCACUUUUAAUCUUUUAUCACCUUAAUGUCUUUUUUUUACAUCUUUUUAUAAAUUUAAAUAUUGCUUUGGUGUGAUGUUGCCGCUUAAGAGGACAUUACAUCUAGAUCCAGAGACCUAGAGAACUUUGCAUGUGAAGAGCAAGUUUAGAAAAUAUUGACAUUUCAUUGGCACAAUUUAUCACCAACUGGAUGCAACUGCACCUGUCCCAGUGGUAUACCAAAUGAUGCGGAUAAAGCUGGCUGUGUGUCUCUGCAUGAGAUCCGGAGCUUGGGGCCAUGCAGGAUGUAAAUCACAUGACUUGUAUAAACGUGUGACAGAGAAGAGGAGCUGAAAAGUAAAUAUGAGGAAGCAAUGGGAGAGAAGAUGAACAGGAAAUUGUAGCAAAGUUGGAAGAGGAAUAUCACCAAGUGAAGGGUGUUGGAGAUGAUGGAAACUGUAACUACCUGUCUGCAGCGUCUGAAAGAGAUCGCACUUCGUCCAGAUGCUUUGGCUACUACAAACCGCAUUGACCUGAUGAUACAGUCAGGGGCGUAGCAGCACAUUUUCAGCCCUAUGUACAAUCAGCUCCAAUGGACCCCCUGCCAUGUAUAUAUAUAUAAAUCAGACUGUAUGUGGGCCCCAUAUAAAUAUGGGGCCCUGGUGACUCAGUCACACUUUAACCCCCUGAACAACACCCCUGGAUACAGUCAGAGGAACAGUGUGCCAAGCCUGGAUAUCUGCAGCGCAUCAAAGAGUUACAGCAAGUCAGGAAGGGGGCUGUUAUGCAGAGGGUGGCAGAGAAAAUCUCACAGUGGAGAAAAACGGUAAAAAUUCCAAAUGAUGAAGUAAAAAGCAAAGGCAGUAUUUAAUGAUUUUAUGGGUUACUUUGAAUAAUGCUGUUUUUGUGUUUGACAAAUGUAGGGGCUAGCAUUAUGGCUUGUUUUUUCAAUUUAUUUGGAUGGUGUUUUUUUUUUUCUUUAUUUCUACAGAAUUCUUUCUCAAUGGAACAGAGGAAUCAAAAUUUAAGCUAACGUCUGUGAUAAAGUGGGUCCCUCUUCUGUGUUUUGAAGUCUCUCUGGCUACGUUUGAUGGCAAAAGCCAUUGUGAAUAUCUUUCCCAAACCAACUGAAUUGUAUUGAGUGGCAAAGUUUUAUUAACUAAUUAUGGGAUGUAUUUGAAUAGGUUUUUUUUUCAUCUUUUAUCACCUUUCCUAAUUGUGGGGAUAUAUUUUUGCAUUGUACCGAUUACUUCAUGUUUGGAUUUUGUCUUUGUCUUUAUUACUAUUUAAUAUCUCAGUAACAAUUUCAUAAUCAGUGUCAAGAUCAGUUUAGUUUGAAUUCUAGGCAAACUCUUGUGAGAUUGUGGUGUAUUAUUUUCACUUCAGAGGACAUUAGGGGUGAAUCUCAUUUCAUUGUCUUGCCCCUUCCCCUAUCAAUACCUCCCCCUACACCUCCACCCUUCGCCUGAACACUCAACACGCAGAGGUAGAGGCACUCUUUACUGAUGACCAAAUGGCAAAUUGUACUGCCGUUGCAAAUAUCUUUCCCAUUCUAACUAUGACAUGUAUUGAUUGGGAAUCGUGUAUUAACUAAUUAUGGACUUUAUUUUGUAUUGUAUCGAGGACAUGGCUGGUGAUAAUGCUGGUGACCAUGUGAUUUGAUCUAUGUUUCACAAAUUCUAUAGGGUUUUAACUUUUUUUCAUCUUUUUUUAUAAUCUUUUAUCAGCUUUACUAUUUGUAAUGGUAUAUUGUUACGUUUCACUGUGCAUUCAUUAUUACUUAAUGUUAUUUGGAUUGCCUUCAUUACCUUUCCAUUCAGUGACAAGAUCAGCUCUGUUUAAAUACAGUACAUUUCAGGCCAGCUCUGGUGGGAUUGUGGUUAUUUUCACUUAAGAUGACAUUAGAUCUAGAUCCAGAGAGCUUGACUGUGUUGUAGAAUGUUUCUCUAUAUUUUUCUUUUACUUCAAGUUUGAUGAUUAUCCUGUACUCAUGUUUUCUG
Engraulis encrasicolus (European anchovy) is the source of this 7001-nucleotide messenger RNA. RefSeq lists its product as uncharacterized. Gene Ontology annotation, molecular function: protein binding; GTP binding. The record is from RefSeq and is a predicted model, not a curated record. Bases 1 to 3756 code for a protein of 1251 amino acids. Lineage: Eukaryota; Metazoa; Chordata; Actinopteri; Clupeiformes; Engraulidae. The transcript has 3 exons.